AUGCCUGAAUUGCGCCAAAGACAAGCUCCCUCCAGCACGGAGCCCCCCAAGUCCUCCCACGCAGAGUCCCGACCAUCCCGACACGAUCGCCGCAAUGAAGCCCGCGGCAUCAGCGUCCUCGACAUCCUGCGUGUGCUGGUCACACUGGUCGUCGCCUCCUGCGGCCUGUCGUAUUACAUGACCUCGUCAGAGUCGCUACUCUGGGGUUACCGACCGUGGUUUACGCGGUGGCCGGUGCUGUCUCGCUACCUGCAAGGCCCUCUCCUCCUUACCCCCGACCAGCUCGCCGUCUACAACGGCGCCGAUCCCGCCCUUCCGAUCUACCUCGCCGUCAACGGCUCCAUCUUCGACGUCUCCGCCAACCCGCUCGUCUACGGCCCGGGCGGCCACUACAGCUUCUUCACGGGCAAGGAUGCCACCCGCGCCUUUGUCACCGGCUGCUUCCAGGAGGACCUGACGCCCGACCUGCGCGGCGUCGAGGAAAUGUUCAUCCCCAUCGAUGAUCCCGACGAGCUGAAGACCCUGAGCAGCGGCGAGAUGAAGAUCCGCCGUGAGCAGGACCGUCGGCUGGCUGCCGCGCGCGUGCGCCAGCAGGUCCAGCAUUGGGAGAACUUCUUCCGCAACCAUAAGAAGUACUUUGAGGUUGGAAAGGUUGUCGGCGCGGAACCCGAGGCCGGGGAGCCGCGGGAGCUCUGCCAGGCUGCGAAGCAGCAGCGGCCGAAGCGGAAGGAUAUGAAGCGUGCGGCGGCCAAGGCGGGACAUCCUUGA
Aspergillus terreus NIH2624 is the source of this 768-nucleotide messenger RNA. Its product is annotated as putative heme/steroid binding domain protein. The coding region runs from base 1 to 768 and encodes 255 amino acids. The record is from RefSeq and is a predicted model, not a curated record. The transcript has 2 exons. NCBI's taxonomy places the organism in Eukaryota, Fungi, Ascomycota, Eurotiomycetes, Eurotiales, Aspergillaceae. Gene Ontology annotation, cellular component: membrane; endomembrane system.